This is a messenger RNA of Knipowitschia caucasica, 2430 nucleotides long. The record is from the annotation of a GenBank genome assembly. Lineage: Eukaryota; Metazoa; Chordata; Actinopteri; Gobiiformes; Gobiidae.
AUGGCCACUAAACAAGUACUGUCGCUGUGUCUGCUGCUCUGCUAUCUCUCCAGUGUUUUUACCACAGAUGUUUUAAAUGAACUACUUUCCAAAUUACCAAAUUAUUCAAUUGUACAGCCACAGAUAAUUACGAGGAGCAACGACAAAGUUAAACAUGAACAAGACUACUCAGUUUCCUUUUUACUUGAAAUCAAUGGAAAGAAACAGCGCAUAAAUUUGAAAGAGAACAAAGGAUUCUUGCAUCCGAACGUGUUCUCAGACGACAGGUCCCACAGUGCACCAGUUCACUGCUAUUACCAUGGAGAGGUUGAAGGUCACGUCAACUCUAUGGUGGCUGUCAGUACAUGCCAUGGACUCAGGGGCAUCGUUGCCGUCGAGGACCAGACGUUCGGGCUGGAGCCGGUUCCAGGAUCCGACUCCAGCGUUCUGUAUCUUUUGAGGGACGUCGACUCGGAGCUGACAUCAUGUGGAGUUUUGGGAGAAACCCACCAAGAAAGUCCAAACGGGACCGGACACACGGUGACAUCACUGCUGCGGAAGAAGCGUAAUUUGCCGACCACCAGUUUCGUGGAGCUGGCUGUGAUCGUGGAUAAUCAAAGGUACAAUUUCAAGAAGAAAAAUGAGACGGCUGUGCGGGAGGAGAUGGUGGAGACGGUGAAUCUAGUCGACGGGUACUACAGGAGCCUGAACAUCCGUGUGAGGCUCGUUCACCUGGAGGUGUUCACCGACUCCAACCCCUUCAGUGUGGAGGGCUCUGCAGGGGAAGUGCUCGAGCGAUUCGUCAAAUGGAGAAAACUGAACUUGAUGCCUCGAGCAAGGAACGACGUGGCACAGCUGGUCAUCGGUCGUCCUGGUCCUUAUGGGAACGUGUUGGGGAUGGCUUUUGUCGGGACCGUGUGCUCCGUGGCCACAUCCGGAGGCAUCAAUGUGCUCACAGACACCGCCACUCUGCCGUACUUCUCCAGCAUUGUCGCACACGAGAUCGGACACAAUCUCGGCAUGAACCACGACGACACGCGCUGCAGCUGCGAGGGAGGAUGCAUCAUGGGAGCUGGAGGGCAGAGCGUGUCCUUCAGCUCGUGCAGCGGAGACGACUUUGAGAAGCUGAUUCUCCGCGGACAAGGGGAGUGUCUAAGGAACGUCCCGUCGCACUCUGACGUGGUGGGAGUGUCCCGCUGUGGAAACGGACUCCUGGAGGACGGAGAGCAGUGCGACUGUGGGACCCCCGAGGAGUGCAAAGACAAAUGUUGCGACGCAGCGACCUGUAAGUUCACCAGAGGCUCGGUGUGCGCCGCGGGGAGGUGCUGCCACAACUGUCAGCUCAAAGUGGCCGGGACGCCCUGCCGGCGCUCAGAGGACAGCUGUGACCUCCCAGAGUUCUGCAACGGGACCUUUGCCUUUUGUCCUGACGAUUUCUACAUCAUGGACGGACUGCAGUGUGAGGAGCCAGGAGGGGCCUACUGCUACGAGGGCCGCUGCCAGACCUACGACUACCAGUGCAGACAGCUGUUCAUCCCAGAUCCAGCUAUAAAAGCAGCCGAUAUUUGCUUUUCUGCUGCAAACAUUCGAGGAAACCAGUUCGGAAACUGUGGCGAACCGAGCCCUGGGAACUUCAUCAAGUGUCCAGUGGCAGACGUCAUGUGUGGGAAGGUGCAGUGUACAAACGUGAACAACCCUCCGCCAGGGGCCAGCAUCAGCAUCCAGGUGAUCAACGGCACCAGGUGCGUCAACGUACACUUUGACCUGGGGCCCGAUGUCCUGGACCCUGGCUACAGCAACCCAGGCAGCCCCUGUGCUCCAGGCAUGACUUGUGUGAAUUUCAAGUGUGUGGACGCUUCGGUUCUUCUGCCCGAACUCAGCUGCAACGCCAAAGACACCUGCAACAGUCGCGGGGUGUGUAACGACCAGGGCCACUGUCACUGUAAUGUGGGCUGGGCUCCUCCAGACUGCAGGUCCGCAGGUCGUGGGGGCAGCGUGGACAGUGGACCGGCUUCUAUAGAUCACUCCCUCAGAGACGGACUGCUGAUCUUCUUCCUGCUGGUGCUUCCCCUGGUGGCGGCGCUGGUUGUGCUGUUUCUCUACCUGUUCAGACGAGACGCUCUGCAGCCCUGCAUCAAGAGACGACACAAGUCUCCCACCCCCACAGACUCCGCUCCGUCCCAGAGGAGGGGGCCUGUUCCUGCUGCACAGACUCAGAGCACAGAGGCCCCCACAGAGAGGCCCGGACUGGCCCCUGACACCGGAGUUCCCGGUUGGAAUUAUGGAGAGCUGGAUUAUUGGAGGACCCAGGACCAGUUCCAGGACCAGUCCCAGACCCAGGUCCAUCCUCAGACCCAGGACCAGUCCCAAAUCCAGCCCAGGCCUCUCCCCAGGCAGGGCCCAGGAGUCCCCCGGCCCAUUCCCCCGAGGCCUCUUCAAAUGGACCUAUGA